AUGCAUUUUUGCAGCAAUUUGCCCACAACUUCAUCUCGAAAAUGUACCAAUCCUACAAUAAAAUCUGAAGAAAUAGUUCCAACAAGAUUCAUAUCAGGAUAA
Molecule: messenger RNA, 102 nt
Organism: Brugia malayi
Lineage: Eukaryota; Metazoa; Nematoda; Chromadorea; Rhabditida; Onchocercidae
Exons: 2
Coding region: 1-102 (33 amino acids)
Source: RefSeq, a predicted model, not a curated record